Messenger RNA from Aspergillus caelatus, 375 nucleotides. RefSeq lists its product as uncharacterized. The coding region runs from base 1 to 375 and encodes 124 amino acids. NCBI's taxonomy places the organism in Eukaryota, Fungi, Ascomycota, Eurotiomycetes, Eurotiales, Aspergillaceae. The transcript has 2 exons. The record is from RefSeq and is a predicted model, not a curated record.
AUGUGCACAAUGACCAUUAACAUUCCCCAUUGGCCAGUUAAUCAUGCUGACAUUCAUAAGAUAAAUCAAGGAAGAUUCAUAGAGUCAGAGCGCAUAGACCUGCAGUUCAUUACCGCUUUGAGGGAUAAUACGCGAUUCAGCUUGGCAAUGAAUGGACGGUACCUCGUAUUCAGUAAUUUUGCCAUUAUACCUCUCAGAAAGAGUGGAGAUGAUGCUCGUAUGUAUGUGGCAUUAUUCUCCACCCUCGUACUUCUGCUAGAGCCCUUUCAGCCUAGAACACUUUGCAGGGUGGAACAAGCCGCCUUGGCGGUGGCACUGAGGCCCCAAUCACGACCGGAGGAAUGGAAUCCUGGAAAUGCUGAGAACGGGUUUUGA